AUGGUGACACCCGAAUUUAAGCAUGUUGAGCGCUACAUCUGGGGAUUGGCUCCAGAAUUUCGCAGCUUAGUAACUUUGGCUAAACCAGAAAUGAUCACUCAGGCUGUAACUCUGGCUGUCAGCCUUACUGAAGAUGUCGUCCGAAUGAAGAAGUUAUCACUGAACCCAACUGAGAAGACCGAGACGCAUGCUGAGUCGUCCGGUGACAAGAAAGGGAAACAUUCGAACCUGAAUCAAGCAACCCGCAGUAACAACAAGGGUUCGAACAAUAAGAAGCGUGAUACUAACCCACCUAAGGAGGCGAAAACCUUCGUGGCUGCAAACGAUACAGGAGCUAAGAAGUAUCAGCGCACUCUGCCCAAAUGCAACCGCUGUAACUUUCAUCAUGUCGGAAACUGUCGUGUUGGGAAAUGCGAAAACUGCGGGAAAUUAGGUCACCGCACUGAGGAUUGUUGGGGAAAAGGUAUUGGAGGUCGUAGUGGUAAUGGCAACGGAAGCGGGAGUGGAAAUGGUGCUGGUAACAGGAAUGGUAACGGAAAUGGGCAGAACCAAGGAUGCUUUGGUUGUGGAAGCAAGGAUCAUUUCAAGAAAGAUUGCCCAAAAGAGAACAACAUACAGGCUCGAGCAUUCGUGAUUGGAGCCAGGAACGCAUGCUAG
Molecule: messenger RNA, 657 nt
Organism: Helianthus annuus (common sunflower)
Lineage: Eukaryota; Viridiplantae; Streptophyta; Magnoliopsida; Asterales; Asteraceae
Product: cell wall protein IFF6-like
Exons: 1
Coding region: 1-657 (218 amino acids)
Molecular function (GO): nucleic acid binding; zinc ion binding
Source: RefSeq, a predicted model, not a curated record